This is a messenger RNA of Tarenaya hassleriana, 2307 nucleotides long. Its product is annotated as AP2-like ethylene-responsive transcription factor AIL6. The coding region runs from base 309 to 1949 and encodes 546 amino acids. Gene Ontology annotation, molecular function: DNA binding; DNA-binding transcription factor activity. Gene Ontology annotation, biological process: regulation of DNA-templated transcription. The transcript has 10 exons. Lineage: Eukaryota; Viridiplantae; Streptophyta; Magnoliopsida; Brassicales; Cleomaceae. The record is from RefSeq and is a predicted model, not a curated record.
ACCGGUCUCAGUCAAUUCUCACAGAUCUGCUUCUUCUUUGGCCAAACGUCUCACAAAUGGGUUCUCAUGCAUUUCUCUUUUGAUCUCAACAAAGCCUCUCUCUCUCUCUCUCUCUCUCUCUCUCUCUCUCUCUCUCUCUGUGAGAAACAAAGUCGAAGACAUGCAGUAGAUCUGUUGAGACAAAGGGAACGCCGGCGUUGAACCUCGUGAUUCACGAUUUACAGAAGAAGAAAAGAUAGAAACAAACUUUAAAAAAAAUACUUAAUAAAGAAAAAAAAAAGAGAGAGAGAGAGAAGGGAAACAAUUUGAUGGCUCCGAUGACGAACUGGUUAGCGUUUUCGCUGUCACCAAUGGAGAUGCCGAGGUCAUCUGAUCAGUCUCAGUUCAUGUCCUAUCUCGACGCUUCCUCCGCCGCCUCUCCUCACUAUCUCCUCGAUAAUUUUUAUGGGUGGACGAACCAGAAGCCCCAGGACCUAUUCAAAGAAGAAGCUCAAAUAACAGCUUCCAUGGCGAAUUCAACCAUCCUCACCAACUUCGUCGACCCACAAAUCCAUACCCAUAAUCCCAUCCCCAAGCUCGAAGAUUUUCUCGGCGACUCCUCUUCCAUCGUCCGUUAUUCCGACAGCCAAACGGAAACCCAAGACUCUUCCCUUACCCAAAUCUACGACACCCAUCACCACUACCAACGCCAGGCCGCUACCGCCGGGUUCUUCUCUGAUCACCAUGAUUUCAAGGCCAUGGCCGGGUUUCAGACAGCUUUCUCCACAAACUCCGGCUCGGAGGUCGAUGACUCAGCCUCCAUCGGCCGGACCCAUCUCGCCGGCGAGUUUCUCGGUCACGUGGCGGAUUCAUCCGGGCCGGAGCUAGUUUUCCCGGGCGUUUGCAACAACGGAGGAGCUCUAUCACUUGGGGUUAACAGCAUCCCCAAGAGUGAUAUAAACAACUCCAAAGCUAUCGCUGAUACCUUCAGCAGUAGAAAUAUCGACCGGAACAUCAACGGGAAGACGGUUUCCGUUAACGAUAAGGCCGUAGUGGCGGUGGAAACGUCGGACUGUUCGAAGAAGAUCUCCGAUACGUUCGGACAACGGACUUCGAUAUACCGAGGAGUCACUCGGCACAGAUGGACAGGCAGAUACGAAGCUCAUCUAUGGGAUAAUAGCUGUAGGAGGGAGGGCCAGGCCAGGAAAGGCCGUCAAGUGUAUUUAGGUGGGUAUGACAAGGAGGACAAAGCAGCCAGAGCAUACGAUUUAGCUGCUCUGAAGUAUUGGGGUUCCACUGCCACUACCAAUUUCCCAAUCUCGAAUUAUGCGAAAGAGUUGGAGGAGAUGAAGCGGUUGACCAAGCAAGAGUUCAUCGCAUCCCUCAGGAGGAAGAGUAGUGGAUUCUCUAGGGGAGCCUCUAUAUACCGAGGCGUAACGAGGCAUCAUCAGCAGGGCCGUUGGCAAGCAAGGAUUGGUCGGGUUGCAGGGAACAAGGAUCUUUACCUCGGAACCUUUGCCACGGAGGAAGAGGCGGCAGAGGCAUACGAUAUAGCAGCCAUAAAGUUCAGGGGAGUAAACGCCGUGACGAACUUUGAGAUGAGCCGAUACGACGUGGAAACCAUAAUGAAGAGUUCCCUGCCAAUCGGCGGAGCAGCUAAGCGUCUUAAGCUGUCUCUAGAAUCUGCCUCCUGCGAGCCAAAACCAGUCGUCGUGGGCCACCACCACCAUCUGCACCAGCUCCUGUCUGGCUCUCCGGUUCAGUCUCAGAUCCCUUGUGGAAUCCCCUUCGAACCAGCCACCCUGUUCCACCACCAGAACCUCUUCCAGCACUUCCCGGCCGGAAGUUUUGGAGCCACACUGGCGUCGGAUUCGUCCGGGUCUAACUCAACGGUUCAGGGUGCCAUGCCAGUCAUGGAGCCAAACCAGGCAGAGUUUUUCUUGUGGCCGAACCACCACCAGUCUUACUGAUUGCACCAUCGUAGUCUCUGGCCCAAGUUAAGUGGUUAGUUCCCAGCACAGGGCGGGCCUUUUCUUAUUGAUUCCGGCUAACUCACAAGCUGACCAGAAGCAUCAGAGAAGCUUUUCUACAGUUUUUUGUUGUAUCUCUUUGUUAACCGUAGGGAGAAGUAGUGGGGGUGAAAGUUUUAGAAAAUGAAAGUGCUGGGGCUCUUUGUAUUAACCUUGAAUCCCGGGACGGGGGGGUUGCAAGUUUUUGAGAAGUAUGGGGCGGUUCUUGGGGUUUUAGUUUUUGUAUGUAGCAUAUUUUGUCGUAUUGGUUGUACUCUUUUUCAGUUUACGGUUAUCAACUGAAAUUUCUUUGCCUUCA